This is a messenger RNA of Aspergillus aculeatus ATCC 16872, 321 nucleotides long. RefSeq lists its product as uncharacterized. Bases 1 to 321 code for a protein of 106 amino acids. The record is from RefSeq and is a predicted model, not a curated record. NCBI's taxonomy places the organism in Eukaryota, Fungi, Ascomycota, Eurotiomycetes, Eurotiales, Aspergillaceae. The transcript has a single exon.
AUGAAGCUUCUUACCCUCCUUCUCCCUCUCAUUCCCCUUUGCCGUGCAUGGGAAGUCGACUUCUACACCGAGUCUGACUGCGCGGGCAGUACUACCUGGUCGACCGGAGACACGGCCGUCAUGUCCUGCCAGAGCACCAGCUCGUCGGACUACGUCAGUGUCUGGGUGGAUGUGGUGGCGACCAACUUUGCCGUCCUCGUGUAUAAGGAAGCCGACUGCGCGGGUCCCUCGUGGGCCAUCUCCGGCACCCAUGAGACUACCACAGGCAACUGCCAGAAUGGCGAUUGGAAGUCGUUCAAGGUGGUCAAGGCCACUGCUUAA